CAGCAGUAAGUUCAGCAAGUGGUAAUGGGAGAAGAAACAUGUGAAGAUUGCAGAAGCUGGGAAGAGGAACUGUAUUGGACCCAUUUCCAGUGCACCCAUUUUUCGCAGAUUCUCGAUGCUGGUUUUGGUCAUCAUCUUCCGAUCCCUGAAAAAUUUUCUAAUCAUUUGAAAAAGAAAUUGCCCGAAAAUGUAAUUCUUAAAGGUCCUAGUGGCGGUACUUGGCAAGUUGAACUGACCACAGAUGAUGACACCAUGUUCUUCAAAAAUGGCUGGGAAGAAUUUGUAAAGGACCAUUUUCUGGAGGAAAAAGAUUUAUUGAUCUUCAAGUACAACCGGGAGUCAUGUUUUGAAGUUCUAAUUUUUGAUGGACAAAGCUUGUGUGAGAAGGCAGCUUCAUAUUUUGUCAGAAAAUGUGGGCACCGAGAAUGUGACAGUUUUGUCCAUGCAAAGAGGAAAACUGUAGAAGAUUCUGCUGAAGUUACUAUUGCCUGCCCCCAGGAUAGUCUUGGAGGCACUGCAGAGAAAUCUGCAAAUGAUUAUAUUUACAAAACACCUGUAGAAAACACUGUUAUCUCAGAAGCUAUUAAUAAAAAGACUCGGAGGGAAAUCAAGUUUAGUAAGCCGACCCAAACUAGGCAGAGUGUGAGAUAUGAAGAACCUUCUUCUACUGAUGAGGAAACAGAAACUAAACCUGAUGUUGAGCAUAUACCUAUCAACGCGCCAUAUGUAUCUAGUAGAAGGAUGGUAACAGAGGAAGACAAACUCAAUGCAUUGCGGUUAGCACAAACAGCACAAUCCAACGAGGGCUUCGUUGUGGUUAUGAAACCAACACAUGUAGACAGGAAAUUUUACAUGGUAAUCCCUUCAGGAUGGGCGAAUAGACAUUUCAGAACUCUGGAAAAGAAAGACGUGAUUCUUCGCAUGAAAGAAAAUACGUGGAACACCAAAUUUUUAUAUUGUAAAUCUCAGAACAGCGGAGGGCUUUCUUCUGGGUGGAGGAAUUUUGCUUUGGAUAACAAAUUACAGGAGUUUGAUGUGUGCCUUUUUGAACCUAGCAGCGCAGUGAACAAUUCUAUUGUCUUCGAUGUUAAUAUCUUUCGUGUUCUCUAGCGACCUUGAAGGUCAUUUGUGAAUCACCAAGGGAUGAAGCUAGGCACACCGCACACUGAUCAUCUGGGAUGAAAACUACCCAAAUCUUUUUAUGAUUUGAGUUGUUGACUACUGUGGAGAUUUAGCUAAACUUCCGUGUUGUAAGCUAUAACAAUUGCUGACUUGUCUCCGAGUUGGCGUAAGGCUAUUACAACUCAUCGCUGUCUGCCAUGCCUACUCGGUUCUUUCUAUGAUCUAUGACCAUUGUACAUAGAUCGAUCGCUUUUGUUCUGUUGAAUCCAUGUAGGACCUUUGAUGACCAAUAUGUUCAGCGUAUGAUGGGGGGGAAGGUAACUUUGCCUUCUGGUUAGAUUCCCGUUUAGGUGUUAUCCAGUAAUUAAGGGAGGAAAAGGAACAUCUGGUUAGCUUUGCCACGCUCUUCUUUCAUUCUAAUGCACAAUUGACACGUAUUUUUGCCCAGGUAUCAGUUGAGCUCAGUCACGAUAGCUUGAUAAGAAAGAAUGAUGGGUUGCAUGGGCCCUUGUCCAUGUUCACUACGGUGUAUUGCAAGUUUAUAUACCGAGUUUAGGGGAAAGGGGUCAAGGGCUACUUAUUUAAACAAAAAAUGGUGCCGAGUGACGAGCUCUUUCAUGGGCUUGUGUGGUCUCUAGUUCGCAUUUGCUUUGCCUCUUUAGGGCUCUAGUUCCACUUUCUCCUCGUGGCACCUAACCAUAGUAUUUCUCACCUUAUCCAAAUUCAUCCCUUAACAAAAACGCUCCUUCUUGCCUCUCUCUUCUUGCUUGCAAGCUUCUCCAAUCCAAGAUAUAGGCAAUCCCAUUAACCCCCUCCUUCAAUUUCAACAUUUUAUCUGGCAAUUCUGAUUCAAUGCAGUUAGCUUAUUAAAUUCCAAAGCUAUAUAACUUCCAACUUGUGCUCAUUUCAGACAUGGCAACAGCAGCAGCUGCCUUUGCUCCUGCAACGAUAACCGGUGCAGUCAUGAACUUUGACAGCAAGAUUCCCAAGAGAACGAACAAGGUGGUUGACAUUGUAGGAAUGAAUCCCUAUGGAGGUCUAAAAGCCAGCAACAGUGUCCUUGCUCUGAGCAUGCCGGUCUCCACCUAGCGGUGCUUUGCAAAAGUGGUUGGCUCGUUGAGAGCAGCAUCAAAUACGCACGGAAGAGGUGGAGGUGCACUCUCCUCUAAAUGCAGUGAUGCGGGUGAGAUAUUCAGGAUUGAUGCAAUCAUGAACGGCCUUGUUUUGGUUGGGGUUGCUGUUGGAUUUGUACUCCUCCGAACUGAAGCGUGGGUUGAGGAAAAUGAGUGGGUGUAUUGUUUAAGAUGUGUAUCAAACCACUCCUUUACCCGAGAUUAAAAAAAAAAAAAGUGCAACUUGUCAGGUUAGGAACAAGUAACAAGCUUACAGAAGACAAUCAAUUACCCAAUAAUGCAAGUUUUGUUAUCA
Messenger RNA from Populus nigra (black poplar), 2550 nucleotides. RefSeq names its product B3 domain-containing protein REM16-like. The record is from RefSeq and is a predicted model, not a curated record. Gene Ontology annotation, molecular function: DNA binding. Lineage: Eukaryota; Viridiplantae; Streptophyta; Magnoliopsida; Malpighiales; Salicaceae.